Molecule: messenger RNA, 1987 nt
Organism: Drosophila gunungcola (fruit fly)
Lineage: Eukaryota; Metazoa; Arthropoda; Insecta; Diptera; Drosophilidae
Gene: eRF1
Product: eukaryotic peptide chain release factor subunit 1
Exons: 7
Coding region: 57-1370 (437 amino acids)
Biological process (GO): cytoplasmic translational termination
Cellular component (GO): cytosol; translation release factor complex
Molecular function (GO): translation release factor activity, codon specific; sequence-specific mRNA binding
Source: RefSeq, a predicted model, not a curated record
CGAAAUUCUCAAUCCCCAUCCCACGCAGGCACACAUAAAAGCAAACCACGAGCAAAAUGUCUGGAGAGGAAACGUCUGCCGAUCGCAAUGUCGAGAUCUGGAAAAUCAAGAAGCUCAUCAAGAGCCUGGAAAUGGCCCGCGGCAAUGGCACCAGCAUGAUUUCUUUGAUUAUUCCGCCAAAAGAUCAAAUCUCUCGCGUCAGCAAAAUGUUGGCCGAUGAGUUUGGAACGGCCUCGAACAUCAAGUCGCGCGUAAACCGCCUGUCCGUCCUCGGUGCCAUUACGUCGGUCCAGCACAGACUCAAAUUAUACACCAAAGUGCCUCCCAACGGUUUGGUCAUCUACUGCGGCACCAUUGUCACAGAGGAGGGCAAGGAGAAGAAGGUGAACAUAGACUUCGAGCCAUUCAAGCCCAUCAAUACGUCGCUGUACCUUUGCGACAACAAGUUCCACACGGAGGCCCUCACUGCCCUGCUCGCCGACGACAACAAAUUCGGAUUCAUCGUGAUGGACGGUAACGGAGCGCUGUUCGGAACCCUGCAGGGCAACACCCGCGAGGUGCUGCACAAGUUCACCGUCGAUCUGCCGAAGAAACACGGCCGCGGUGGUCAGUCCGCCCUCCGUUUCGCCCGUCUGCGCAUGGAGAAGCGCCACAACUACGUGCGCAAGGUCGCCGAGGUGGCCACCCAGCUCUUCAUCACGAACGACAAGCCCAACAUUGCCGGACUCAUCCUGGCCGGUAGUGCGGACUUCAAGACCGAGCUAAGUCAGUCGGAUAUGUUCGAUCCCCGUUUGCAAUCCAAAGUAAUCAAGCUGGUGGACGUGUCUUAUGGCGGCGAAAACGGUUUUAACCAGGCCAUCGAAUUGGCAGCCGAAUCGUUGCAGAACGUGAAAUUCAUACAGGAGAAGAAACUAAUCGGUCGUUACUUUGAUGAAAUUUCUCAGGACACUGGCAAAUACUGUUUCGGAGUGGAGGAUACUUUGCGGGCGCUGGAACUUGGCUCGGUGGAGACCCUCAUUUGUUGGGAGAACCUGGACAUUCAACGAUAUGUUCUCAAGAAUCAUGCCAACUCGACGUCAACGACAGUAUUACAUUUGACGCCCGAGCAGGAAAAGGACAAGUCGCACUUCACUGACAAGGAGAGCGGGGUGGAAAUGGAGCUGAUUGAGUCUCAGCCGCUGCUGGAGUGGCUGGCAAACAACUACAAAAUGUUCGGCGCCACACUGGAGAUUAUCACGGACAAGUCUCAGGAGGGAAGUCAGUUCGUGCGAGGUUUCGGUGGAAUCGGCGGCAUUUUGCGCUAUAAAGUAGAUUUCCAAUCCCUACAGGCCGACGAGCCGCUGGAGGACGUCGAUCUCGAUGACUAUUAAGCCGGGUGGGGCUGCGAACGGGUCUCGGUUAUGCGUUAUGCAUUACAUACAUAAUAAACCAGUACUUUUUGGGAAACCUCGUAAAGCAAAACGUUCAAAUUGAUUAGGAACCAAUUUACUUGCCACAUAGUUUUACCUAUGUUCAGCGUAGCCGUUCAAUAUUUAUCACCAAUAGGGUCCUCCUCAUCAGUCGGAUGGUGCAUUUCCUUGUCGAUCAGAUCAUCGUGUAUCUAGAUAUGUACCUAGACGUUUACCAAAUUUUUAAAUUAGUCGUGCACCAAGCAGAACCGAGUGCGAGAUUACUUUUAAGCAACAAAUUAAAUUCGUAUUUCGUAUUCGUAAUUCGUAAUUCGUAAUUCAAUUGUCAUGUAAAAGAGAUAUUAUCGCAUUCUCUGUUCACCGCGUUCGAUUGCAACUGCGGUUCUAGGAGGCAUAAGAUCUGCAGUGAGCAAGCAACCGAAAAGUUUCGAACGUAUCUGCAUUUCCCCUAUUCAAAUUAAAACCGAGUGUUAUAAGAAAGUAUACAAAUCUAAUCCAUAAAAUUGUAAUAAAAAUUAAACCAGAAAUAAAACACCACACAUAAUGAGGAUGAAUAUCCGUUUACAUUCAAUCGCGAA